Molecule: messenger RNA, 3720 nt
Organism: Scheffersomyces amazonensis
Lineage: Eukaryota; Fungi; Ascomycota; Pichiomycetes; Serinales; Debaryomycetaceae
Exons: 1
Coding region: 1-3720 (1239 amino acids)
Source: RefSeq, a predicted model, not a curated record
AUGCUUGUUGUGAAACAUAUAGCAACUUUAACUUUAAUUCUAUGGUCAGCCAUAUCAUUAGCAGACCGAGCAUAUAACUACGAACAAACCAAUAGCAUACAAGGAAUGUAUGUUGAUGAUUUUGAAAAAGUGCAUAUGCAAGUAUCAAGAGCUACAUUUCAAGAUCCAGUAGUAGUCAAUAGAGGAGGGCUCUUGUAUAUGAAAAAUGUAGCCAGUUGGCCCUGGUUUCAGGUACUCGUUAAUUAUUUUAGAGUCUCUCUUAGUGAUAUAAUUGUAUCCGAAAAUGCAACUUUUGUUAUCGAUGAUGAUAAUACAUAUGGGCAGUGGAGCUCAAUUGCCCUCCAAGGGAAACUAAAUAAUGCAGGUGAAACAUACAUCUUAGGUACAAACUCGUCUCAUUCUAUUACCACUUCUAUACAAAACAAUGAUUUUAAUAAUACUGGUAAGCUUUGUUUCUUGAACAACAUUAAGAAUCCUCUGGAGAGUCAAGUUGAAAUAGAAUGGUGGGGUGGAACAGCUACUAAUGAUGGAACCAUCUUCUUUAAAAAUAUUGAUAAUAUCAUCAUAAACAAAGACUUGAAAGGUAAGGGUUGUAUUUGGUUAGAAGAUUAUACAAACUACGUCAUUGAAGAUCCAUAUUUCAAUCUGAACAGCAACCAGGCUUAUUACUUAGGCAGAGGAUCUACAAUAACUAUUAAUAAUUAUGAUCCUAACAGGAAUAUACCAACUUUUGAAAUAUAUGGACUUGGAAACCGAAAUUUUAUAUAUCUUUAUUUAAGAGGGUAUCCCUCUUAUGAUUAUGAUGGCGAAUAUUUAACAAUCUCAAUUUUGAACAAUAUUGAUCAGGGUAAAGUAAUAAGAAUAAAAGUAGGUCAAAUUGGUAACUUAGAUAAUAACUUUGCUAUAAUGGGUUACUGCUUACCGCAAUCCAAGAGAGCCCAAGGUGAUUGUAAAGCUGAAAUAUGGAUUCCUUUUGGUACAGAUGAACAACCACCCCCAGCCGUAUGUCAAAGAUGUGAUAAUCCACCAGUCUUUGAUGUGGACUCAUAUGAUGAUUUGCAAAAUGGCUCACAAUCAUCAUCUUCCGAAAUUGAAACAUCUUCCGAAAUUGAAACAUCUUCUGAUAUUGAAACAUCCUCAGAGAUUGAAACAUCCUCAGAGAUUGAAACAUCCUCAGAGAUUGAAUAUUCUUCAUCCACUUCAGACGUUGUGUCCUCCUCAGAUAUUGUGCCAUCGUCAUAUGUUGAAUCGUCAUAUGUUGAAUCGUCAUAUGUUGAAUCGUCAUAUUUUGAAUCGUCAUCUGAAGUCGUAGCCUCAUCUGAAGUUACUUCAUCAUCGAGUUUAAUAUUGUCUUCAACUGUGGAUUCUUCGUCGAGUGUGGAACCACUUUCAACCUACCCUUCGCUGUCAGACGCGAUUUCAUCUUCUUCUGUUGUUUCCUCGCCAGAUACAAUCAUGCCUUCAGCCAGUUCCGACGUUCCUUUCUUUUCCCCUUCAUUGGCAUCUAGCUAUACAGGAUCUAGUUCAGCACAAUCUGAGACAGAUAUAGUUACAGAUUCAGACACUUUAGGAACUGAAAUAACUGAUGAAAUUGUUAGUACAAGCUCACAUGAACUCAGCUCAGGCACAGCUACAACUGUUAUAGGAACACCAUCUGAUGAAGUCGUCACAACUGCUGACCCAACAGACUCUACUACUGAGAUUAAAGAACCAGAGACUUCGGAAACACUCAUGGAUUCCGAAACAGAAAGCGAGGAAGAGGGAUCAACCACUCUCAAAGUGCAACCAACUUUUGAAAGUACUGAAAGUACCGAAAGUAUCGAACCUUCAACCACAGAUACUCACUCGGACUGGUCUUACACCACCACCAUCGUGAUAACUGAACCUGAUGGAAGUACAGAAACAAAGACAGCUAUUGUUGUCGAUCCUCAGAAUUCCGAAGGUGAUUGGUAUACCUAUACUUCGUUCUUAGAUGAUGAAUCCACUACUCUCAAAGAAGAACCUACGCUUGGAACUUCUCAAAAUACUCAUAAUUCUGAAACCACUGAAACCACCCAAUCCACAAGUACAGAUACUCACUCGGACUGGUCUUACACCACCACCAUCGUGGUAACCGAGCCUGACGGAAGCACAGAAACAAAGACAGCUAUUGUUGUCGAUCCUCAGAAUUCCGAAGGUGAUUGGUACACAUACACGUCGUUCUUGGACGAUCCAAAGGAAACUGAUGAAGUGAACAGUACACCAGCAAAUGUAGAUACAACGACCAGAGUGAGUGAUCGCUCUACAACUACAACAACACAAGGUUGGACCGGGACUUAUACGACUACGUUCACAGUGCCAGGAGAUGAUCUUGAUACCGUUAUCAUUGCAACACCACCUGUGGAUUAUACUACCACUACACAACAAUGGACUGGAAGUGAUACAACAACUUACACCAUAUCCGGAGACACACUUCAGACUGUUGUAGUUCAAGUGCCAACCACCGCCACCACACCUCAACCUGCCACGGGUGGAGUUGUCACUGAAUACGUAACAACAUAUACCACUGCUUUGCCAAAUGGAUCUCCUGCUACAGAAAGUGCACAAGUUGUUAUUUCUCAAGAUGACGAUGGUACUUUGUUCACAUCUUCAGCAGUAUUGCCUACCAUCUCAACAUAUACAAGGACCGCCACUGUGACGUUGGGCAAUGGCCAACAGUCCACCGCCGUCUAUGAGGUCAUAGUUUCACCAGAUGAUUCAGGAAGUCUUGUUACUACAAGCAGUAUUUUAGUUGUAGCUGAUAGAACUGACGUACCUGAAGGUCCUGCUAAUGGUUUAGAUAAUACUAGCACAAAUACAGAUGUUGGUGGUGAAGAGUCUACCAACGAAAUUAGUGACGAAGUUGUAAAUAACAAUGCCAUUAAUGAAGAUAGUGGGAGUGGUGCAGCUCCUAAUGAGGCCAAUACUGAACAAAACAUGAACAAUGAAGUUAUAAACAAUAAUUAUAAUUCCGGCGACAAUACUAAUACUAAUAAUGCUAAGGAUUAUAGUACUGGUGAAAAUAAUGGCAACACUAAUACCAACACUAAUACCAACACUAAUACCAACACUAAUACCAACACUAAUGCCAACACUAAUGCCAACACUAAUGCCAACACUAAUGUCAAUGAUAAUGUUACCGGUAAUAAUGCCAAUGAUAACGGUAUUGCUAACAACGGUAGUGAAAACAAUGGUAAUGUUGCUAACGACAACGUUUAUUAUGACGGUACCGAAUCAAAUGGUGAACAAACCGUCCAACCGGCUGAUUCUGAAAAUGAAGACGUUCAAGAAUUCGCCCCUACGUCUUAUACUAUUGCAGUCACUACCUCACUUCCUGAUGGUCUGGUUCCUACAGAACUCGCGGUAGUAGCUGUUUCGAUGGGUCCUGACGGCGUGGCUACCACACUAACCGCACCAAUUACCGCACCUACUAAUGCUGACUACUUCACUACUGUUGUGACUGGUGCACCGGUUGAAGACUACGAUGCUGUAGGUAAGGAAGAAACUGAUGCCCCGGCGGCACCUACUGCCGAUGGUCCUGUUCCUCAGGUUCAACAACAUCAACAUGAUGAGGAUAAGGACACCACUGAAGAAAACGGAUAUUCACAUGAUGUGGAAGCAUUUGAUAGUGGGGCAGGAUCUGUAAAUUAUCCGAUUUACAUGAAUGCCGCACCCCUUUUGAUUGCUCUCAUUAUGAUUUAG